AUGGUUGCCGCCAACAAUAAUACUCGAUUGUGGUACACAGAGCCAGCAGAAGAAUGGACUCAAGCGCUGCCUAUCGGUAACGGACGACUGGGCGGUAUGGUGUUUGGUGACCAUGCUGCGGAACGAAUACAGGUCAACGAAGAGUCUGUUUGGAACGGCGGCUACAGGUCCCGGCUGAACCAGAACGCGGCCGAGACAGUGACCCAAGUAAGAGAGCUCUUAGUCGAUGAGAAGGUCAGCGAGGCCCAGAGGCUUGCGAAUCUGGGCAUGGUGUCUACACCCCAGUCGAUGAGACGUUAUGAAACGCUUGGGGACAUCUCGAUCGAGUUUGAUGGCAUCUCAGAGUACACCAACGGCAGCUAUCGACGAUGGCUAGACCUGGAGACUGCAAUUGCUGGAGUCACAUUCGACAUCAAUAGCACGACUAUCGAGAGGGAGCUAUUCGUCUCAGCACCGGAUGACCUCAUGGUUCAUCGGCUGACAGCGAAUGGGGAUCAGAAGCUCUACAGCGAGAGCGGCGAUACGACAUUAAUGACUGGUACUGCUGGCGGGUUUGAUCCAAUCACCUUUGCUGCCGGCCUGCAUGGGCAGACUGAUGGGACUGUUCGCACGUUGGGAGAGUUUCUAAUCGUGGAAAAUGCAACGGAAGCAAUCAUAUACUUCGCAGCCGCAACUACCUACCGCGUUCCUGAUCCUGUGGCUGCCAUCAAGCAGACUUUCAGCAAUGUUCAUGAGUAUACAUAUGAACAACUACGCCAACGCCACAUUGAUGACUACCAGGCCUUGUACAACACCUGUACGCUGGAGCUCGACAGUACUGCAUCAAAGGGCACAGAUCUACCCACGAACGAGCGCAUCAAUGCUACACAGGCUGGCGAGACAGAUCUCGGACUGAUCGCACUGCAAUUCCAGUACGGGCGAUAUCUUCUGAUCUCCUCGUCGCGGCCGGGAACCCUACCUGGGAAUUUACAAGGAAUCUGGAAUGAAGACUUCCAGUCAGAAUGGGGCUCCAACCUCCACACUCCGCUAUUUGAUCUGAUCGAGACUGUUCGCAAGAACGGCGCAGAGACCGCCCGGCAAAUGUACAACGCCUCCGGCUGGGUUGUGCACCACAACACCGACAUCUGGGGCGACACGUCCCCACAAGAUCGCUACCCGCCUGCCACCUACUGGACCUUGUCCUCUGCAUGGCUCUGCACGCACAUCCUCGAGCACUACUCACAUACAGGAGACACCGCCUUCUUACUCUCUAAGCUCGACACCCUCAUCGGGUCUAUCCAGUUCUACCUCGACACCCUCCAAACCUACUCAAUGAACGACUCCACCACCUUCCUAGUGACCAACCCGUCCACCUCACCUGAAAACACAUUCUACGUCCCCGUCACCAACGAUACCGGCUCCAUGACAGUCGGCCCAACGUGCGACUUCCAGAUCCUGCGCGAGCUCUUCACCGGCUUCCUCUCUGCUGUCGCUACCUUGCCCACCUCAAGCAGUACCGUCUCCCCUGCCUUCCUCACCCAAAUCAACACGACCCUCUCGUCAUUCCCACCAUAUCAAAUCUCAGCCCGCUACCCUGGCGUCAUACAAGAAUGGCUGCACGACUACAAAGAAGCCGAGCCCGGCCAUCGCCACAUCUCCCACCUCUACGCCCUCUACCCAGGCACAUCCAUCCCACCGCCGUCCGCGCCCAAGCACAACGCCACUCUGUGGGACGCCGCAUCCAAAACCUUGGAAUACCGCCUCUCCAACGGCGGUGCCGGCACAGGCUGGUCCCGCGCCUGGACGAUCAAUUGGUAUGCUCGUCUUCUCAAUGGUAGCGCACUCGCAGAGAACAUCUUCCAGUUCUUCAACAGCAGCACGUACCCGAAUCUAUUCGACGCGCAUCCGCCUUUUCAGAUUGACGGCAACUUCGGAUUCACGGCGGGCGUGGCGGAGGCGUUGAUGCAGAGCCAUUUCGUGGACGAGGAGGACGGAGCUCGAGAGGUGUGGCUGCUGCCGGCGCUUCCGGAGGCGUGGACGGAUGGCAGGGUGGCAGGAUUGGUGGCGAGAGGUGGGUUCGUGAUGGACGUGCAGUGGUCGGAGAGCAAGGUCAGAGGAGUGAAUGUUACGAGUAACUUGGGCGGUAGGGUCAGCGUCAAGUAUGAUGUGAGUGGGAUGGGAGGGAAUGUGACUGUCGCCCCGCUUGGCAACGAAAGUUACGAUGGAUUUCAGGUACUUGUUGAGCAAGGCAAGUUCACGCUUGACACUACUGUUGAUGGCAAGUACGUAUUUGAACUUGACUGGGAUGUGGAGUAG
Messenger RNA from Cyphellophora attinorum, 2295 nucleotides. RefSeq names its product Alpha-L-fucosidase 2. Gene Ontology annotation, biological process: carbohydrate metabolic process. Lineage: Eukaryota; Fungi; Ascomycota; Eurotiomycetes; Chaetothyriales; Cyphellophoraceae. The record is from RefSeq and is a predicted model, not a curated record. Gene Ontology annotation, molecular function: alpha-L-fucosidase activity. The transcript is spliced from 3 exons. The coding region runs from base 1 to 2295 and encodes 764 amino acids.